Osmia lignaria (orchard mason bee) is the source of this 879-nucleotide messenger RNA. Lineage: Eukaryota; Metazoa; Arthropoda; Insecta; Hymenoptera; Megachilidae. The record is from RefSeq and is a predicted model, not a curated record.
CGCGUCGUAGUUAUGGACCCUGUCAACUGCGGUAUAGAGAUAUGCGUAUCUAGCCACCAGUAGCCACGUACUGUACUUACUUGAUUGUCAAGUAAUAGAGAAGUUUAAAUAAAUUUUAUAUAAAUUAUCAAGAGAACAGUAUUCAUAUUGGAUCAAAGUGCAAUAUAAUUGUAUUACUUUACAUGGCCACUCACGUGGAUAAUUGUAUUUUUUGUAAAAUUAUAAAUAAUAAUGCACCGAGCGAAAAAGUAUACGAGGAUGACGACAUGGUGUGCAUUAAAGAUAUUUAUCCAGCUUCGACGCAUCAUUAUUUAAUACUUCCAAGGAGGCAUAUAGCCAAUGCAAAGGAACUUAAACCAACUGAUGCAGAACUUUAUGACAAAAUGAUCUCUACCAUGCACAGGAUGUUCGAAAUGCAGGGUUUGAAUCCAGCUGAAACUCGUACAGGGUUUCAUUGGCCACCAUUUAAUACAGUGCAUCAUUUGCAUUUACACAUUAUUUCUCCAAUAAGUAAUAUGAGUAUUCUUAAAAGGGUUAUGUUUAAACCUGAUUCAUAUUGGUUUGUAAGUGUAGAUUAUGUAAAAUCAUACCUUCAAUCCAAUAAGUAAUAUAGAGCAAAUUUUAUAGUUUAUUAAUAGAGGUUUAGAAGAUUUAUAAAAGGGCAAGAUUAAGGGUAAUUACAGUUAAUCAAGGACUAGGAAACAAUUGUAACAUUUUUAAGAGAUCUUACCAUAGCAUCGCUACCAUCUGCCAACAGGGACGUUGGGAAUCUUACGUCGUUUACUUCAAUUUCUGUGAUUAUUACUUCCAUUGUACAGCGAUUUUAAACAAUGUUCGACUAUUAUUUUUCUCAAUAAUGAUUCGAGUACUAUUAUGUAA